AAAUAGAAUUGGCGAUCUAUUGAUCCCAGCCAGAUUUGUAGUCUUCAACCUUUUACUCUAGAUCAUCUUCUUGAUCUUCUUGUUCCACAUAGUGAGCUUCUCUUGCUUCACAAUAUGCUUUGUAGGUGGUGACAAGUUCUUCACAAGCUCUAGAAAUGUGUGCCCAAUGAUCAGACACUCCACAUCGUGAACAUACAUCUCUUUGCUCAAACUUCAUUGAUUGAGGCACUUUGAAAGCUUCAGAUGGCUCUUAAUGUUGGUGGCGCUGACAGGACCCGCCCCAGAUUUCACCUUGAAAUCCAAAGUGGUCUUGCGGGGCCCACCUUAGAAGAAAUUCUACCAAAAAUUUGGCGGAACUCCCUCUAAAAGUGGACUACCCAAAACCUGUAGAAAAACAUUUAAACUUCUAAAAUAAUCCACCAUUAAUCUUCUGGAGCCACCAUGCUCCCUAAAACACAACAUCUCCCAAAACACAAAACAAUUCUGAACUUAAAAAUAUUAAUCUCAUAGGUUAUCAGAGCAAUCUAAUGUACAAGCGUACAAGAGAAUAGAAUACAAGAUAAAGGACCGAGACUUUUAUAAUGCGGAAGCUAUGACAGCUAUGCCUCAACCCCAUGUACGCUCAACCUCAAGCUAAACUGGGCAUUUAAAACCGAAGGGCCCAGGGGAAAACAUUUAAAAACCGUUAGAGUGAGUGGACGAAAAUAAGUACUUUCGAAUGUAUAAGUAAAACUUAAUGCUUUCCCAAGUUAUUCUCUAAAAACUCGCAUGCAGUAACAAUAUUGGAAAUACUCUUAAUCAUCAUCUUUACUGAAAUCUUAAUCACGUAAAAUAGAACAUCUUGCAAUCUCUUAAAAUCUCCAAUCCCUCAUAUAAGUAAUCAUAUUUCAAAUAUCUUGUUAACAAAACCGACAAGCAACGAGAUUUCACAAUAUUUCCAACUCAAUCAUUUUCAAGAAAACUCAUUUGAUGAUUAGAAAGGACUGUUGUCUAAUCAUCUCAUGCCAUCUGGGAGGGACUGCUACCCAGAUGACCCAUCGGAAGAGACUGCCAACCGGAAUAGGAGGCGCUGGGUAGAAGGGACUGCCAACUAGCCACAGGUAGUUAGAAUGGACUGCCAGCUGACUACCUCCUGUCAUCUGGAAGGGACUGCCAAAUGACUACCUCAUGUCAUAUGGAAGGGAUUGCCAACCAGGUAACGCAUCGGAAGGGCCUGCCAACCAGAUUUAGGAGGCGGUGGGUAGAAGGGACUGCCAACUAGCCACAGGUAGUUAGAAGGGACUGCCAACUGACUACCUCAUGUCAUCUGGAAGGGACUGCCAACCAGGUGAUGCAUCAGAAGAGACUGCCAACCAGAUUUAGGAGGCGGUGGGUAGAAUGGACUGCCAACCAACUACCUCAUGUCACAUGAAAGGGACUGCAGACCAGGUGACUCACCAGAAGGGACUGCCGACCGGAAUGUAAUCUGGAAGGGACUGCCGACCAGACUAUUACCUAUAAGGGACUGCUGACUAGGUAAUGUACGCAUGCGCCGAAGAUAGCCUCCUUGAUAAACUGGAAACAACCUCCUCCAAUUACUUGCUUUCGGAAAGAACUCGAUAUUACUUCAAUAAAUCAUUAAUAAUUCACCAAAAGCAUUGCUCAGGAUUAUCUUGCUAACUCAAACCUCAAUAUCUCAAUAAAUCCUCGAAAGCAGAAAUCAAAUACUCGGUAAAUGACCAUAUAAAUCGAUAUUCGAAAUCAUUAAUUCUCACAAUAUUUUCUUAAUCAAUCACUUUCUGAAAAUUAUUUCCCAACUCAAAACUCAUAAAUAAAUAGCUUAAAAAAUCUAUUGAAAGCCCUCGGGAAGGAAAUCCACUAAUAAUCCCGUAACUCAUAGAGCAUACUAAAUCUCAAGAAAUCAAGCUCAUAAAAUCAUAAAACUCAAUAACUCAAAUAAUAAAUUAAACCUCAAUUAGAAAAUAAUAAUAUACUGCAUGCACAUUUAAUUUAAAAUAACUGUCCACUCACUGUACUAUUUAGGCUACCACGCUACCAGUUUCCUACGUCGAGCAAUAGCUCGGCACGUCGCCCUGUAUAUAAUUAUAAUUCAUGAAUAACAAUCCGGAAAUUAAAUACAAUUCCCACAUCAAAUCCUUAUAAAUUAACAUUUCUAUUUCUUCUCUGAAUAAACCAAGACUUUAUCAUUUGCACCAAUUCUUUAAUUGAAGGUUUCUAGGGAAAAACUGAGAGCAAUUUGAUAGUGGAAUUCUCAUAAAUCAAUAGCCAAACUAUUGAACUUCAGAAAUUCCGAUUAAUAUCCAAACCUCCUCCAAUUUCCACUAAACACCUAUCCAUAAAUUCGUAGCAAUAUAUACUAUCCAACAUACCAAAACAACUUACCAGGAACGGCCGGACGCGCCCUCACGCGCCGCCACAGGCGGCUGUGCCUGAGCCCCACGCGCCGCCGGUCAAUCACCAUAUCUGGCUACCAAAUUUUACCAGCAUCAUCAACUCAACAUUCUAAGCGUCUUUCUCAACUACAACAAAUCCAGAAAACGACUAGAAGUACCUCAACAAUUAAGGAGAAGUUUGAACCCGAAUUGUGAAUAGUAACCCAGAAUUUCAAAUCUUCGAUUCUUCCUUCUCGCAUCAAAUCGCUUUAAAAUACUUAGGGAGCAUCAUCUAUGUCCCAAGGCGCUCCCAAGGACUAAGGUUUGUCGUCUGUGGUGGCCGGAAUCAGGAGAAACCGGCGUUGACCUCAAUCUGCUACAGUGACCGUCCUCUUCUUCUCGCUGCUGCACCUUCCACAGUUCAAAUUAAGCUACCAAACGGACCCAAAAAUGAAGAGAAGGAAGAGAGCUUUCCAAUGACAUCUUAAACGUCAAAAUCCGCCGCCAGAUGAAGGAGUUAUGGCCGGAAAAUGGUGAAGAGGUCGGAGAAGAAGAGAGAAUCGGGGAGAGAGAAGAGAGAUAGCUCGGUAAGUUUCCAAAAAUGGAAACUUACCACAGUAACUCGGCUAUUUAUAGACAAAUUAUCAUGAACAGUAACUUUACCUUUUCGCUUAUAACUUUCGCAUACGAACUCCGAUUUUUACGUAUCACAUAUGCACACGCUCGGUUUAACGUCCUCUACAACUUUCAUGAAGGAAAUUUUCUCAAAUUUUGACCCGAAAAAAAAAGUCAACUUUUAGGGCCCCCUAAAAGAUCGAAACGGAAUCAAAAGUAAAUGUGAAUGUCGUUUACUGAUUGAAAAGCUCGUAAACUGGUAAAUUUUGGUUCAGGACGUUAUAGGCGCCACCAACAUGGCCAGAGGCGUUGCCUCUCUCUCUCUCUUUCCACGUUGACCUCUUCGGUUCCAUGUUCACCUAUUUUGGCGGUUACCUUCUUAGGUAGAGUGAUUAUUGGACCAGAACGUCCAAAUGUAUCCCUAAGAUUAGGGUUUCGCUCUUGGCGCCCUCUCUUUGGGGCGCGACUAUAAUUGGAUUCCGGAAUAUGCUUUGUUCCCACGGAUCUCGAAUUAUAGUUCCUCACAAGGAUGUUGUCAUGCUUUUCAGCGACAUUCAUAGCUCCAAUGAGCUCAUGAAACCUUGUGAUCCGUCUUGCAGUAACAUCGAUUCGAUAGUUCUUAGCAACCAUCAAUGCAGAGACGGAGAAGGUAGAGAGGGUCUUCUCAAUCAACAUCGCAUUUGUGAUUUCUUUACCACAGAAUUCCAUUAAGGAUUUAAUGCGAAGUGCUUCCUAGUUGUAGUCAAGAACUGACUUAAAAUCACAGAAGUGGAGGCUAUGCCAUCUCACUUCUAGGUCAGGAAGCAGGGAGUCACGGACGUUGCCAAAUCUUUCUUCGAGUGAGACCCACAGCUUUCUGGGGUCUUCUUCAUUCAUACACUCGUACUGGAGCGAAUCAUCCAUAUGACGAGUCAUUAGGAUGAUGGCUUUCGCCUUAUUUGCCUCUAAGGCUGCUCUAUUUGCUUCCAAAGCUUGAGCUUGCUCAACAGUUAGCACGUCCUAGCUAGGCUCGAGAAUCGUUUCCAGGAUUCCAUCGGCCUUGAGAUGCUGGCGGACAUCACGAACCCACCUGUGAUAUCCAGAGCCAGUUGUUCCCAAUGGAGCAAAGUCCAAUUUGUUCAGGUUACUCAUCCUGAAAGAGAACAAGGAAAAAGGGUUAGUUUCGGAGCGUAAAAGGCUACCACGAAAACAUAUAAAAUUUCUGAGCGUAGUCGCUUGCAAGAAAUUAGGGAUUUUCUGAGCGUAGUCGCUUCCAAGAGAAUCCGAUUCCAAGAGGGGUUUUGGAUUAGAUCGAAACAAUGAUGUAUGUGGUCGAUCGUUUUUCUUCUCAACAAACUCUAAGUUUGGAGGACUCUACAAGCUCCAAGCUUGGAGUGAGCACGAACCCCCACAGUUCGGCUUUUGGUCUCCCCUAUGAAGAAGAAAGGGGUUAGAAGAAGGGAUGUUGGAAGUCCCCGAGAAAAAGAAGAGAAAAGUAAUAAAAACUUCAAAAAAAACAGGAACUUUUAGAAAAGUUUACCUUGAAAAAUUGCCGGAAAUCUUGACCGGAAAAAUUGGCCGGAAAAAGGUCGACCGUCGUUGCUGACGUGGCAGUCUGAUGCUGACGUGGCAGCUGAUUGGACACUGACUAUGUGCCUGCGUGGAUGCUGACGUGGCUCGGGGCUGGACCUCUUCUACUUCUGGGCUUCUAGACUUCUUCCUGCUACUGGGCCUAGGCUGCACAGCUGCUUCUAGGCCGAGGCUUGAUCUCUCUGGGCUGGGCUUUUGGGUCGUCUAUAUUGGGUUUCUGGAGGGAGGCAGAUGCAGACUGGACGUUAGGGCUUCUACUGGUCGGUCUGGGGUCUUAACGGUCGGUUCCAGGAAUGUUGUCACCGGUUCCCGGAUCCUGGGGUGGCGCUGCAGCUUCUGACAAAAGGUGGUGGUGGUGAUCGGUGGAUGGGAAGGAUGCGAAAUUAGGCAGAAGAUAGACGGAUUCUUCUUGGGGGCCGGUUCAGUCACUUCCGGUGGCCGGUUUAGGUCGAUUCCGGCCCGUUCUGGGGUUGGCGCUGCCGGUUUUGGGUUCCUGGGAUUUAGAGCUUCAAGGUGGGCGGCGGUGGUUUAUGAGAUUUGAAGGUUACGAAUUUAGUGUUUCAGGGUUAGGGCUUCGUGCUGAUAACAUGUUGUAGAGAAACGGAAUUGAGAGGAAAUUGCUGUGUAUUCUCAUUGAUAAUAGGGGUAUCUUUAUAUAGAGGAUUACAAUGCAUAGAAUCCGAAUUAUACAAGGAAAUGUAAUCAUACAUUGAAUAGGAAUCUAGAUCCUUCUAAUUUAAUCAUAUUACCAUUAGGUCAAGUAACCUAAGGUUUGGGCCAGACACACAAAUAGGGAUUUAUUUGAACAAUAAAGAAAUUAUUAUUAUCGUUAUUGGUGCAUAUUCGCUCACUUGGUUUGGUUGUAUUCUAUUAGUUAUUUCUUUUUUAUCCUGUAACUGCCACUGUUUUACUUGUAUACCAACUCUUGUAAUAAUCACCAGUUCACAACCUUUCUAAGCGUUUACUCUCUAGUCUCUACUUUGGGAGAGGUGGGCAAAGCGAAACACAAAGGGUACCAAUCCGAACCCCAAAUGGACUCCAUUGAUGUGCUCAUGCUAGUCCUAAAAUCGAUAAGCGCUUCAACGUCCUCAAGCUCUGGACUGUCCCUAACAAAACCCAGUUCAUCAAGGACAACUCCAGUUCCAUCCGAGCCAUCGUCGGCCACGACGGCACUGGAGCUGAGGAAUAGACGGAAAUUCUACCUAAGCAAAAGGUAAGACGAAAACAAGAAAAGCUUGAUGGCUUGAGUUUCUGGAGUUGUGUGUAUGUUCCUUGUCUUCUGUCGAUGCUUCUCUAUAUAGAGGUGGACUUGCUGGACGACCAAGUGGAUGUAAAGUCUUUCUCUCGAACUCAAAUUGCUUGCUUCAAUCUUAUUAGGACUCCUAAUGCAUGUUAAGUAAUAUACUUGAUAUAUAUACUAAAGCCCCACGUCAUCAGCUAACAAAUAUGCACAAUAUAUAUGGCUUCUCAAUAUUUGAUCAUGCAAAAAUUCAAUAAGUAUUGUGCAUGAUUACAUUGCUUUGGAGUGUUUGAUGACCACCAAAAUACAUUGACUUUAAUUAGUUCCAACGUUCUUGCUUGCUGCAUGGAAUUCUUAUCAUGUCAUGAAACUUAAUCUCCUCCGAUACUUUUAGUUGGAACAUAUCUCUUCUUCUUAGCCUCAUCCAUGCUAAUAAUUAAAUAAAUCAUUAGUAAUUAUCUUAAUUUUGUCUUUUCAACGGCUGCAAUUUGAUGGAAUGGAGGUUCAUAAACAUUGUUCUGGAUUGCAUGAUUACGCUACUGGCUUGUGUAUUUUCUAUUGUAUUAUGCAUUCACCGGAAGCAAAGAAUUCUUCUUAUGUCUGAUCUACCAAGAGAGCAGAUGCGCAAGAAGGCUGACGAUAUUGCCAAAGAUUUGAACCAUAUUGAUACCCUUACAAAAAGCUUCUCAUCAGGAUUUCGGGUUGGAAACCGAAGCCUCAAUCAAGCAAGGCUCUUUGGCAAUUUGAUUCAGGCCCUGAAAGUACGAGUGCUAGAAGUUGGAAGUUCAGUCCUUUUGCUGGUGGAAAUUCCUCAAGUCCCUGACACAUUGCAUUGAUCAUCAUUUCCUGCAGUCCUUAUUUUGUAGAGCUGAUGCUAAAGUGAAGGAGUUGCGACAUUCAAUUGAUCUUCUAAAGACUGAAAGCCAACAAUUAGAGAUGACCUCUGAGAUGAAAAGCGUUAUUACCACCCCGCCAAACACACACACCGGUGUAGCUCCUCUCUGUUAAAACCCGAAGCUUCAGGCGCCUAAUUGGUCUUAAUUUCUUCACCAAAAGCAAAAGCAAAAGCUCUUCCCUUCCGUUCUUUGCAGAAUGUUUGGUAUUUUGUACGGCGAGCUCUUCCUCUUGAUCGGAGCCACCGCUGCUUUAGUCGGACCAAAAGAUUUGCCUAGGAUUGCAAGAAUGGCGGGGCGGUUAGCAGGUCGGUCAAUCGGGUAUGUCCAGUUAGCUCGAGGCCAAUUCGACAAUGUAAUGCAGCAAUCUCAAGCUCGCCAGGUUCAAAAGGAACUUCAAGAUGCGCUUGCACAGUUGGAUUUGAUUCGUUAUGAAGUACGAAGUCUGUCGCUUAUAAACUCGGGUCCCAUGACUCGAAAGCUGAUGGAAAAUGCUGGGGAACUUGCCUCUCCACAUAAUGGGGCCAACAGUUCAAUUGAGAAUCCUAAGAAGGAAGUGAAGUUGACGACUAGUGUGAUAAAGGAUAAUAUUAACUUCAGAACCUCAGAAUCACUUAAUUUGCAUACACAAGCCACUGCAUAUGCUAAAUUGGCUGAAUCUGCUGCUGUGAACACUAGCUUCUUGAAAAGUAGUGAAGAGAAAGAGAGACUUAUUGAUGAAAAUGGUCUUUUCACUGUUCUUCCAAUUUCAGCUGAAAGCACCGGAAUGGUACCAAAACGCAAGGAAAACGUUGAAGGAUCAGACAUUGUGUUGGAAGCAGUGCUUGAAGCAGAGGUAGCACGUAACGCCAAAGAUUUCUUCUCACAGGCUGAAAAUCAAAUACAAUGAACAGAAAAGCUACUGGGAUCAAUGAGAAUUGCUAUCAAAAAAUAAAAAGGAAGAGAGAGAGAGAGAUUAUGGCAGUAGAGAAAUUUUGUUCACAUUUUAAAUUGUUGGACUGUUUAUGUCUUGGAAUAUUUAUGGCGCAGGGGAUUAGAGAAGGAGUAUGUAAUAUGUGAAACUUGUUUUUGGCUGUGAUAUUCAACACAUUUUAAAAAUUCUAGCUUGAUUUCUGUGAUCAACUGUUUGGGUUCAAUACUGUCCUUAAAUUUAGUCGUGAAAACCUUAUACAACCUGCAGCUUUAUUUGCUUAUGAAGACUGUACAAUUAGUACCGUCACAUGUAAUUAUAGCACGAUGGUCUGUCAAGUUUAAGUGAAAUGACAAAGAUAGAUUGUCUUGUGUAAUUGUAAUUGUUGUAAGAGAGAAAAACAGUUGAAGCAUAAAUCAGUGAUGUUGAAAAAAAUGGUAAAUCAGUGAUGUUGAAUGUAUGGAUA
Messenger RNA from Rosa rugosa (rugosa rose), 8065 nucleotides. RefSeq lists its product as uncharacterized. NCBI's taxonomy places the organism in Eukaryota, Viridiplantae, Streptophyta, Magnoliopsida, Rosales, Rosaceae. The transcript has 11 exons. Bases 6889 to 7578 code for a protein of 229 amino acids. The record is from RefSeq and is a predicted model, not a curated record.